Messenger RNA from Mollisia scopiformis, 1044 nucleotides. Its product is annotated as Metallo-hydrolase/oxidoreductase. The transcript has 2 exons. Gene Ontology annotation, molecular function: zinc ion binding; beta-lactamase activity. NCBI's taxonomy places the organism in Eukaryota, Fungi, Ascomycota, Leotiomycetes, Helotiales, Mollisiaceae. The record is from RefSeq and is a predicted model, not a curated record. Bases 1 to 1044 code for a protein of 347 amino acids. Gene Ontology annotation, biological process: secondary metabolite biosynthetic process; antibiotic catabolic process.
AUGCUGCAAGACGUUGAUACUCUCGUUAUGAAAGACGACAAGGGCGGAUACCGGCAGAUCAACAAAUCGCUGAAUAUCUGUGCGUUCGACGAUUAUCUCAAGGGCCAAACAGCACGACUUCCACAAUUGGCGAACGUUGAACAGCAUACGCCUAGAGUACUACGCGUAAUGGGUCAGAAUCCAGGGAUUUUUACUUUCCAAGGCACGAACACAUACAUUGUUGGCACUGGUCACGAUCGAUUGAUUAUCGACACCUCCGGGGGUGAACCAGAGUGGGCCGAACUCAUUGCAUCGACGCUCAAAUCCGAGGACAUUGGUUUGUCUCAUGUCUUGUUGACCCAUUGGCAUGGGGAUCACACCGGCGGAGUCCCUGAUCUUAUACGCCUCUACUCUCAUCUGAAAGAUCAUAUCUACAAAAAUGACCCUGAUAAAUGCCAGCAGAAUAUCACCGACGGGCAGGUUUUUGAGGUGGAGGGUGCAACGGUACGUGCUCUGCAUGUGCCUGGACACUCCGAAGACCAUAUGUGUUUCAUUCUUGAAGAGGAGCAAGCUAUGUUUACUGGCGACAACGUUCUUGGUCAUGGUACCAGCGCUGUAGAAGAUCUCGGCACUUUUAUGAACAGUCUGGAGAAAAUGCACUCCCAGAAUUGCAUCACUGGCUACUCAGCUCACGGCGUCACGAUCACGAACUUACCCGCCAAGAUUGCUGGAGAGUUGAGUCAAAAACUGCGGCGUGAAAGACAAGUCAUGCAAGCGCUUGGUCAGUUUCGUAGCCAUGGCCAACGGAGUGUAACCGUCAAAGAGCUUGUCACAGAAAUUUAUGGCGAAGGGUUGGAUGAGGAUACGCGGACUCUCGCGCUGGAGCCAUUCAUAGGUGAAGUGCUACGGAAGUUGGCUGGUGAUAAUCGAGUUGCCUUCGAGAUGAGAGCAGGCAAGAAGAAGUGGUACUCAGUGGAAGCAGUGUCACAGAUUGCCACAGGAAGAUUUGCAGACGUGAAAGCUUCUUCACGCGUUAUUGUUCAAGCGGAAGAGCUUUCUACUUGA